UCAAGCACGUACGCCACCCUCUCUACACACACUGCAGCCAUGGCCACUGCGAACCAAGACUGCGCCGCGACGUUCCAGUUCCACGACCAUCGCGGAGGUCCGGCAGCGACGGAGCUCCACGGCCGGACGAUCUCCUCCGAGCAGGAGCACGGCAUCAUCGUCGCCGCGCUGCGGCACGUCGUGUCCGGCUACACCACGGCGCCGCCGGAGGUCGUCGUGGCCGUGGCGUGCGGGCGGUGCGGCAUCGACGGCUGCCUCGGGUGCGACUUCUUCGGGGCCACCGAGCCGGAGGCGGAGGCGGCGGCCGUGCCCGUGGGAGCGGCGGGAGGGGGCCAGAGGAAGCGGCGGAGGAAGAAGAACGUCUACCGCGGCGUGCGGCAGCGGCCGUGGGGGAAGUGGGCGGCGGAGAUCCGCGACCCGCGCCGCGCGGUGCGCAAGUGGCUCGGGACCUUCGACACCGCCGAGGAUGCCGCGCGGGCGUACGACCUCGCCGCGCUCGAGUUCCGCGGCCCGCGCGCCAGGCUCAACUUCCCGUGCUCCGACGAGCCUCUGCGUGUGCACGGGAGCGGCAAUGGCGGUGAUGGUGAUGCUGGCGCGGCGCCGCAGAACGAGACUCUGACCACGCCGUCGCCGUGCAGCACGGACGCCGGCCAGAGGACGCCGGGACAAUGGCAGCUGGCUGCGGACGGGGCCGGCGACCAGCUGUGGGAAGGCUUGCAGGAUCUCAUGACGAUAGAUGGAGAGGGCCCAUGGUUCGCGCCAUUUUCGAGUCCAGCAUAAGUGUAUCUGGGAUCUUUGUAUAAAAUUAGUGGUUACUGAUAGUGAUAGAUACCAGCUGUUAGAAUAGACUAACCGAGAACCGUAGUAGUGAUUUAUUCGUUCAAUUUGUUGAGACAAAGCAUUGCUAGCACAGAGUCGUUACAUUUGUUAAGCAUCAGGAAGUUGUCUCUGUUUACUAACGAUUGUACUGUUUUAUCACCUGAAUUAAGAAACGAACGCAUGCAGGGUGUUA
Messenger RNA from Aegilops tauschii subsp. strangulata, 1012 nucleotides. RefSeq names its product ethylene-responsive transcription factor ERF109. The record is from RefSeq and is a predicted model, not a curated record. Gene Ontology annotation, molecular function: DNA binding; DNA-binding transcription factor activity. NCBI's taxonomy places the organism in Eukaryota, Viridiplantae, Streptophyta, Magnoliopsida, Poales, Poaceae. Gene Ontology annotation, biological process: ethylene-activated signaling pathway; regulation of DNA-templated transcription.